AUGCGCUCGCCCAUACCGCUCGCCUUUUUCCUCGUUGGCGCACUCUCCCAGGCCCCAUUGCUGUCCGACCCUACGCGAAAAUACGUUCUCGAUGUUGUCGAAAGAGCCCUGAAAGAAGAAGAUCCAGUAGUAAGGCAAGCCCUUGUCGCAUCCAUCGGCUUUCCUUACAUCCCGACUCAGAAUCGCGGCUGGAAAGGAUACGGACGCGUGAUCAUCUUCACCAGCAUCAUGCUGCUGAUUGUCAACCUCUUCUGCCUAUACGUCCUACUCUUGUGGAUCAAGUACGUCUUCCAAAAGCGCGGCAUUUACCAGCGGUAUCUGCGAUGGUCGGCCGCACGGGACCGGCGUAAGCAGCAGGAGGAUAUUCUGUUUGAGCAAGCAGACAAAGAGUGCAAACGAACUUGA
This is a messenger RNA of Didymosphaeria variabile, 405 nucleotides long. RefSeq lists its product as uncharacterized. The coding region runs from base 1 to 405 and encodes 134 amino acids. The record is from RefSeq and is a predicted model, not a curated record. NCBI's taxonomy places the organism in Eukaryota, Fungi, Ascomycota, Dothideomycetes, Pleosporales, Didymosphaeriaceae. The transcript has a single exon.